This is a messenger RNA of Spathaspora passalidarum NRRL Y-27907, 2294 nucleotides long. RefSeq lists its product as uncharacterized. The coding region runs from base 69 to 1544 and encodes 491 amino acids. Gene Ontology annotation, biological process: proteasome-mediated ubiquitin-dependent protein catabolic process. Gene Ontology annotation, cellular component: nucleus. Gene Ontology annotation, molecular function: ubiquitin binding. The transcript has a single exon. The record is from RefSeq and is a predicted model, not a curated record. NCBI's taxonomy places the organism in Eukaryota, Fungi, Ascomycota, Pichiomycetes, Serinales, Debaryomycetaceae.
ACAAUAUAUUGUUGGACUGAAGUAUACCACUUCCAAGUGUUGGGUAAAAGAAGUUGAAUUUUGCAACUAUGGAUGAACAAAUCCCAACAUUUUUAGCAGUCACGGGGGUAGAAGAUGAGGCAAUUGCUAAGCAAUUCUUGGAGGCAACCGGUGGAGAUUUAGAGUAUGCUGUGCAAUUGUAUAUGGAACAAGGCCAGCAUAACACAACUGCUACUAGUAGUAAUGCUAUUCCAAAUGAAACUACCCCUGGAUCUGAUGAAGAAUUAGCUAAACGAUUACAAGAAGAAGCUUAUGCUCAAGGGGAACAAGUUAGAGAAGCAGAUGCGAACAUUCACAGGCAUGAGACAUUAGUGGACUCAUUGGGUGGAGGAUUCCAUCCUGGCAUGGCCAAUUUCACCAGACCAAGUGAUAUAUUUGGUCAAAGGCAACAAGGUAUAUUCCAUCAACAAUUCAAUUUUGAUAACCGGUUUGAAGAAUUGGAAGACGACGAGGAGGAAGAUCAUGAUUAUUAUGAUGCUCACGAUGACGAGGACGAUAUAGAAAUACUUGACGAUGACUCCGAUGAGGAAGCUAGACCAGUCAGCAGAAGAAGAAGACUUAGAGAAUCAAGAGAUCAAGAAUUAACCUCAACUCAAAGAAGAUUGGCUGCAUUGUUUAGACCUCCAUUUGAUAUCAUCACCGUGGCAAAUCUUGACAUGGCAAAACAACAAGGUAAAGAAACUUCCAAAUGGAUUUUAAUAAACAUUCAAGACUCUCUGGAAUUUCAAUCACAAGUUAUGAAUCGAGAUUUCUGGUCCAAUGAACAUGUUAAACAAGUAGUCAAGGAAUUUUUUAUCUUUUUGCAAUAUCAACGAGACUCUCCAAAUGGUGAAACUUAUGUAAAUUUUUACCAUGCAGAUGCAUUCCCUCAUUUAGCUAUAUUGGAUCCAUUGACUGGGGAAAGAGUGUACAAAUGGCAAGACGGAGAAGUUCCUAAAGUAGAUGAAUGGUUAUCUCAAGUUGACGACUUCUUAAAUAAAUUUUCCUUAUUACCCGAUUCACGAAACCCAUUAGUUACCCAUGACGUUAAAAUUGAUCCUGACAGUUUAACCGAAGAACAACAAAUUGAGUUAGCUAUGAAACAAUCAAUGUUGGAAAGUGCGGGGAAUACUGAAAAUGAUGCCAUUAUUCUUGAUAGUGACGAGGAAGCAUUUGCCGAAGCACCAGAAACUCCGCCACCUGCAACUCCACAAGAUCCAUUUGAAGCAAUUCAACCAAUUAAUCAUGCAGAACCUGAUGCACAACCAUUCACUCGAGUCCAAAUAAGAUUCCCCAACGGGAAGAGAUUAGUACGAAAAUUAAACCCUUCAGAUACAAUCCAAAGUUUAUUUGAAUGGUUGAAAUACGUAUUACAACAGCAAGGAGAGGAAUUUGGAAUUUCCUCAGAAGAUAAAUUUAAUUUGUCCAACAGUUCAAACAAAUCAUUUAAAUUUAUAGAGUCUUUACAUCAAACGAUUGAAGAGGCAAAUUUGAAAAAUGCCAGUAUUUUAUUAGAAAAGGAUUAGGUUUAUUUAAGUUUGUAAUUUAAUCCAUCAAUCAACCUCGGGAAUUUCUCCACCGGGGGCAAAUCUGAAAUUAUUAAUGGUGUUUCUGUUGCUGUAGAUAGUCCUAGAAGUUGUGUGUAUUUAUCCCGUAAUUCUUUUUGUUCAGGUGAUUGUUCCUCGUAUUCGGCGUCUUCGUCGUCAUAAUCUUCCAGUUCGUCAUCAUCCUCGAUUACUUCUUCUUCAAUUAUACUUCUAUGGUGACCGUUAGCAGGAACAGUACUACUUCUUCCUUUCAUAGAGAUACUUCGUUUCAAAAGCCAAAGAUCUUGUUCAAUAUCAUUAGGAUCCAAACCAUCACAUGGUUUAAUUCUUUUAGCUACUUCGUCCUCCUGGUUCUUUAGUUUUCUCUUUAAUAAAGACCUGGUUUCAUCAAGUUUGUAAACAUGCCUAUUCUUAUCCUUUAUAUCUCUUCUUAUUGAUGUUAAUUCAAUCUUAUUCUUUUGAAUGAGCCUGGUGUCAAGAUUAACAUAAUCUGAAUCGUGGUUACCUUUAAAUGCAUCUAAUUCUCUUCUAGAGCUGGUGUUAAACGUCUUGACUAGUUCUUGCGGAGAUAAAACUGACCGAUAAUAGUAUUUGUUGUGAUUCUCCAUUACUCGCUGACUAUCCAAGUGAUGAUACUCCCUGUAUAACCGAUUCAAAUCAUCCAAUGUUUGUUGAGUCAAUUCUUGUUUUCGUUUAAUCAUAUUAGUGUAAUACUGCUUCCAAAUAACC